Vitis vinifera (wine grape) is the source of this 6309-nucleotide messenger RNA. RefSeq names its product protein ESSENTIAL FOR POTEXVIRUS ACCUMULATION 1. Gene Ontology annotation, molecular function: protein binding. The transcript has 10 exons. NCBI's taxonomy places the organism in Eukaryota, Viridiplantae, Streptophyta, Magnoliopsida, Vitales, Vitaceae. Bases 449 to 5959 code for a protein of 1836 amino acids. The record is from RefSeq and is a predicted model, not a curated record.
GCGCCGCCCGUGGCGCAGUGCGCACCCACCGAUAGGAGAAAGAAAGGUUGGAAAGUGUACAAUUACGCAUCAUCGCACCAUUCCAUCGCGUGUGAAGCACUUCUAUAAUCAUCGGCACACCGACACGGUCAAUCUCUCGGGUUGAUUAGGUCUUUCCAUCGCGUGAGCCGGCUACACGCUCAGUCAUCGCGCGUGGAAGGUCAUACAUCGUGAAUCAUAGGAACUCGUCCAAGAGGAAAUUGGGUCAGACAUUAAACUCACGGGGGAGGCUAAGUUACGCCGCAGGUGCAUAGGGUUUUAACCUACUCGCAUCCCUUUUAUCCAACCCAAGCCCUUAACCUAUAUUCCCCCACUCCUCAUUUCUCUCUCACAACUCGCGAAGCAAAAUCAGAGCAAAAGGGUUUGUUUGGCGUCUCCAAUCUCUCUCAUCAACUCUCGCCGAUCAUCCAUGGCUGACCGCACUGAUUCCGAUUCUCGUCAUAACCUUACCCUCACCACUCCUCACCAGAUCUCCAAAGAUGUGCAAGGAUCUGACAAUCCUAUUCCACUUUCACCACAGUGGCUUCUCCCAAAGCCAGGAGAGAAUAAGCAUGGAAUGGUGACUGGGGAAAAUCACUUCGGCCCAUACCCUGGUUAUGCCAAUCGUGCAGAUACGAUGAAAUCCUCUGGAAAUGGUGAUGGAAUGCUUGAUUCUCUGAAGAAAAAAGAUGUUUUUAGGCCAACCCUGCCUGAUAUGGAAACUGGGCGUCGUGAUCGCUGGCGCGAUGAAGAAAGAGACACUAAUUCCUCUAUUCGCAGAGAUCGUUGGAGGGAGGGAGAUAAAGAGCUUAGUGAUACUCGCAAGAUGGAUCGUUGGACGGAGAACUCAUCCACAAGGCACUUUGGAGAAGCCCGUCGUGGUCCAUCUGAACGUUGGAAUGAUUCGAGUAACAGGGAGACUAAUUAUGAUCAGCGGCGGGAGAGCAAGUGGAACACACGCUGGGGCCCUGAUGAUAAGGAUACCGAAGGUUUGCGUGAGAAGUGGAUGGACUCUAGCAGAGAUGGUGAGAUGCCUCUUGAUAAAGGAUUGUCUACUAAUCAUGGGAAGGAUGAGAGGGACGGGGAUCUUUAUCGACCAUGGAGACCUAACUCUUUGCAAAGUCGGGGCAGGGCAGAGCCUUCUCAUCAUCAAUCUCUUACACCUAAUAAACAAGUUCAUACAUUUUCUUAUGCUCGUGGACGUGGGGAGAAUCCUCCUCCAACCUUUGCACUUGGUCGUGGCAGGGUUAAUUCUGGUGGAAAUCUGAUGAACAAUUAUUCUACUAUUUCUCAGUCUUUAGGAACUGUAUCAGACAAAUGUGAAAGUGGUCAUGGAGAGCCUUCUCCAUUACGGUAUAAUAGGACAAAAUUGCUUGAUGUGUACAGGAUGACUGACAUUAGAUCGUCUGGAAAACUAUUAGAUGGCUUUGUGCAAGUGCCUUCUCUUUCGCAGGAGGAACCAUUAGAGCCUCUUGCACUCUGUGCACCUACUUCUGAAGAAUUGGUUAUUUUGAAAGGAAUUGAUAAAGGGGACAUAGUAAGCAGUGGUGCACCUCAGAUUUCUAAAGAGGGUUCUAUUGGACGGAACUCUGAGUUUCUUCCAUCAAGACGAACCAAGCCUGGUAGUAGAGAAGAUUUACCCCUUGCAGUUGAUGAUUCUAAAGAUGAAAGCAAUGACAAUUCAAAAGGUGGUUAUUCAAGCUACUCGGAUGGUUCGCCCUAUGAAAAGCAGAUGCAUUAUUAUGGUUCCAACUCAAAAAUGGAAGCCAUGGUGGACCAUCAGAUGUAUCCAGAUAACAAAUUCCAUGCUGAGGCUUUGAGAGAAGAUGGCACGCCUUAUAGAAAGUCUGAUGAGGUGCCUAUUAAUAGAGACUUGAGCAUGCAUGGCAAUUCCUCUAUUCAUCCUGGGAACACGUGGCGAGCUCCAUCAUUGGGAGAACGGUCACAUACAGUCACUCAUGAUCGGAGAGAUAUUCCAACUGAUGUCAGGUCAGUACCAUCUGACAUGGGGUGGGCACAGCCAAAGAAGGAAAUGAAUAGUGAAUGGACAAGUGGUUUGGCUAACCCACCUUACUCUAAAGAUGAAUUGAAAUGGCAAAUCAGCGAGGAUCCCAUUAUUAAAAGGCAGGCAUCACUGGUUUUGGACAGGGAGCCGGAAGCCAGAAAACUUUCACAGCCUUCCCCAGAGGACAUGGUCUUGUAUUAUAAAGAUCCCCAGGGUGAAAUUCAAGGUCCAUUUUCUGGAAGUGAUAUCAUUGGAUGGUUUGAGGCUGGAUAUUUUGGCAUAGAUUUACAAGUUCGCUUAGCAAGUGCACCAAAUGAUUCCCCUUUUUUUGUGCUUGGUGAUGUUAUGCCCCAUUUACGAGCAAAAGCCAGGCCACCGCCUGGUUUUGGUGUUCCAAAACAGAAUGAAAUUACUGAUGCUUCAAGUAGGCCAAACUAUAGUAGCUUUGGAAAUCUUCAUGCAGGUUCAAGUGAGAUUGAUGUAAUAAAGAAUGAACCAAGGCAUAAACAUGGUUCAGCAACAGAAGCUGAGAAUAGAUUUUUGGAGUCACUGAUGUCUGGUAAUAUGGGCAGUCCCCCUGUUGAGAAGUUUGCUUUCUCUGAAGGUUUGCAAGGAUAUAUUGGGAAUAACGCUGGUGGUGCACCCCCAAUGGGAGUAGAAAGUGGAAAUAACCUAUACCUCUUGGCUAAGCGAAUGAAUCUUGAAAGGCAGAGGUCUUUACCAAAUCCUUAUCCAUAUUGGCCUGGGAGAGAUGCAACUUCCAUGGCUCCAAAGUCUGAGAUGGUCCCAGACUCUGCGGCCCCACAUCCAAAACUCCUAUCUUCAAUGACUGACAAUUCUCGUCAAUCUUCUAAUUCUAAUGCAGACUUGAUGUCAAUCCUUCAAGGCAUAUCUGAUCGGUCUUCUUCUGGUGUAAGUAAUGGAGUUACUGGAUGGUCAAAUUUUCCUGUACAAGGUGGCUUGGACCCACUCCAAGAUAAGAUGGACUUGCAACAUGGUCAGAAUUUCCCUCCCCAAGCUGCAUUUGGAAUCCAACAGCAGAGGCUGCAACCGCAGAACCAACCCUCUCUAACAAAUUUACUUGCUCAAGCUAUGGAUAAUCCCUCUGGUAUUUUGGCCCCAGAGAAGCUACUCUCUUCUAGUCUCCCUCAAGAUCCGCAAUUAUUAAGUAUGUUGCAACAGCAGUACUUGAUGCAGUUACAUUCCCAGGCAACUGUUCCUGCACAACAGCUCUUGUUGUUGGAUAAACUGUUGCUCCUUAAGAAACAGGAGGAGCAGCAACAGUUGUUGCGCCAACAACAACAAUUGCUUUCUCAGGUUCUGUCUGAGCAUCAUUCUAACCAGAUUUUUGGUCAGGCUGCUGCAAUGGCAGUAGGAAAUGCUUCUGUGGAUCAUUCUCGGCUUCAACCACCUCAAGAGUUGUUUCAGAUGCCAGUUCCCGCUAUGCAGGAUGAACGGGCUACUAACCUUGCAAGUGGUCCUCCGCCAAUCUCCCAGGAUGCGAAUUACAAUGUUAGUUCAGAAGGCUCUUUUCUACAUCUGCCACAUCAAAUGUUUGGGAAUACUACCCACCAAAAGAGCUAUGGUACUAUGCUGCCAGAACAGAUUGACGAAAUUCAACAAAAGGAACCAUUGCCAGCAUCUGCAGUGAUUGAUAGCUCAGCCUUGUUGCUGUCAACCAACCUAUCUACUGAGGAGCCUUCUGCUUUGCAGAAUUCCACCCUUACUUCUGAUGGCCAGGCUGCUGAAAACCUGGAGAAGAAUUUACAGGACACCCUGAUAAUCAAUGAACCUGUCACUGUUGCAAACUCUGUGGGUGGUGCAAAUUCUGUGCCUCUGAAGUCUUCUGGAAAAUCUAUUGAUAGGUCAUCUGAAGGAAUUUCUGAGAACAAAAUGUUCAAUGACAUGGAGGUUCAAUUGGAUGUUACUCCUGAGGAACUGCAGAUUGAAAAAGAGCGAUGCAAUGAUGAGCCAUCUUUGGAGACAGAAUCAAAAAGUGUUGAAGUACGUGAGGUAAGAAAAGCUUCUGAAAAGAGGACAAGAAAGCAGAAGUCCUCAAAAUCGCAGUCUUCAUCGGACCAGGCAAAGGGAGUAUCUAAGACAGUUUCUUUGCAGCAACCAAAACAAUAUGAAACUGAAGGAACAAUUGUUGGUAACACAAAACCUGAGACACAUAUUAGCCCAGGAGAAACAACCUCUGGAACAUCUCCUCAAAAAACAGCAGAUAAAAAAUUUGGUAUUGUUAGUACUGAAACUGUGGAUUCUCAACAAGUUAAUGGCCCAUCUCCUUUGGGAAUUCCUAGAGAUGAUUCAAAAACUGCAGAAGGAAAGAGUGAGCCACAGCUAGUUGGGUCUGUCCCAGUGCAGAAUGCACAAGUACAUUCUGGACAACGGGCUUGGAAACAUGCUCCUGGUUUCAAGGCUAAGUCAUUAUUAGAAAUUCAAGAGGAAGAACAGAGGAAGGCUAAGGCAGAAAUGGUGGUUUCUGAGAUCCCCUUGUCUGUUAAUGCUGUGAAUUUGCCAACUCCUUGGGCUGGAGUCAUUUCCAAUUCAGAUUCUAAAACUUCUAGAGAAAUUCAUCAAGAAGCUGCUAGCACCGAGUUAAAUUUGGGGAAAUCUGAAAGCUUUCAUAAUACAAAAGCCAAAAAGAGCCAGCUACAUGAUCUGUUAGCAGAAGAAGUUUUGGCAAAGUCUAGUGAACGAGACAUGAAGAUUCUGGAUAUUGUUUCUAGUCUGCCUUCGUUACCCGUUGUGUCCACCAGUUUAGAUGCUAUUGAUGAUGACAACUUUAUUGAGGCUAAAGACACUAAAAAGAGUCGCAAAAAGUCUGCAAAGGCUAAGGGUGUUGGGGCAAAGGUCUCAGCUCCCAGUGCCUCUGUUGACAUAUCUGUGGGAUCAAGUCCAGUUGAGAAAGGAAAAAUUUCUCGUCUUGUGCAGCAAGAAAAGGAGGUGUUGCCUGCACCCCCAUCAGGUCCUUCUUUAGGAGAUUUUGUUCCAUGGAAAGGGGAGCAUGUGAACCCUUCCCCUGCUCCAGCAUGGUCCUCAGACUCUGGAAAGCUUCCUAAACCCACAUCUUUGAGGGACAUCCAAAAGGAGCAAGGAAAAAAGGCUUCUUUAGUCCAAAACCAUGUCCAGAUACCAACUCCUCAGAAAUCCCAGCCAACUCAGGUCACCCGUGGGAGUGGUCCUUCAUGGUCCAUUUCUGCAUCAUCUCCUGCCAAAGCAUCUCCUAUCCAGAUUAAAGGAGAGGAUGAUCUAUUCUGGGGCCCUAUUGAUCAAUCCAAGCCUGAUUCUAAGCAGGUGGAUUUCCCUCAUCUUGCAAGCCAGGGCAGUUGGGGAACCAAAAAUACUCCAGUAAAAGGAAGUCCAGGAGGAUCAUUGAGCCGUCAGAAAUCCAUGGGUGGGAGAGCAACAGAGCAUUCUCUUUCAUCUUCACCUGCAUCAGCUCAAUCAUCCCUAAAGGGAAAAAGGGAUGCCAUGAGCAAGCAUUCAGAAGCCAUGGAUUUCAGGAAUUGGUGCGAGAGUGAGUCUGUUAGGCUCACUGGGACAAAGGAUACUAGUUUCCUGGAAUUUUGUUUGAAGCAAUCUAGAUCAGAGGCUGAGAUACUUCUGACAGAGAACCUGAAUGACCCCAAUCACGAGUUCAUUGACAAGUUCCUUAACUACAAGGAGUUGUUAUCAGCAGAUGUACUUGAAAUUGCCUUUCAAAGUCGGAACGAUUCAAAGGCCACUGGAUUCAGUGCCGGGGACAUGAAUUCUGACAAUUUAGGUUUUGGGGACUUUGAACGAGAUUACUCAGCUGGUGCUGAUGGAUCCAUGAAAGGGGGAGGUAAGAAAAGGGGAAAGAAAGGGAAGAAAGUGAGUCCUGCGGUUCUGGGGUUCAAUGUGGUCAGCAACCGUAUCAUGAUGGGAGAGAUUCAGAGUGUGGAGGAUUAGAUUAGAAAGGAGGUGGAAGGUUAGAUGUAAAUACAUUUCACUCAACUGUUUGUAAAUGAUUUUCGUGUAGGAUUUUUGUUCCCACCUUUUUAUAGAGCAACUGCAGCAGCACUUAUUUAAUCUGCUCAUGCGAUUUUGUGAAAGUAAUAUUUAAACAGUAGAGGCCCUUUGAUUCUAGUUAAUACAGGACUCUUUUAUCAAGGUUUUAUCUCUUUGCUUGAAAGGCAACCUUGUUUUACUAGCUUCCUUGUUCCGUCAUGUGUGUAGGUUAGUUGUAACACUUGUAAGCCUUUGGAUAUUUAGCCAUUGCAAUGCAAUGCUGCGAGUGUUAAUCUCUGUUCUUUAUUUAA